Molecule: messenger RNA, 982 nt
Organism: Toxorhynchites rutilus septentrionalis
Lineage: Eukaryota; Metazoa; Arthropoda; Insecta; Diptera; Culicidae
Gene: Nubpl
Product: iron-sulfur protein NUBPL
Exons: 3
Coding region: 83-970 (295 amino acids)
Biological process (GO): mitochondrial respiratory chain complex I assembly; iron-sulfur cluster assembly
Cellular component (GO): mitochondrion
Molecular function (GO): ATP-dependent FeS chaperone activity; ATP binding; 4 iron, 4 sulfur cluster binding
Source: RefSeq, a predicted model, not a curated record
UACCCUGCUUGAGAAUUACAAAAUGUAAACAAAAUUAUAUAAUUUUGUAUUUUAUUUAGUAAUAUUUUAAAUUUCACACAAAAUGACAACAAAUAUGUUGAAAUCUUGCGCGAUGGUUAUCCCGAGAUUUACCACUUCCAUACGCCGGUUUAGUCCAAAACCGGAUCAACGCCAGGCAGAACUUAUGGCACGCAGUCUUCCCAAAAGAGCGCCCCUGCAAGGUGUCCAAGAUAUUGUGGUGGUUUCAUCCGGAAAAGGGGGCGUGGGCAAGACAACAACAGCGGUCAACUUGGCUGCCACGCUUGCGAACAUGGGCAAACGGGUGGGCAUUCUAGAUGGGGAUGUAUUUGGUCCAUCAGUGCCACUGAUGAUGAACAUUGCGGAAGUGCCACUGGUUAAUGAGAGUAAUCGUAUGGUGCCACCCAUUAACUAUGGGGUGAAAUGUCUUUCUAUGGGACUCCUCGUGGAACAGGGUCCAGUUGUAUGGAGAGGUCCUUUGGUAAUGUCAGCCAUCCAAAGGUUGCUUAAGGGAGCGGUGUGGGGACCAUUAGAUGUUCUCAUAGUCGACACCCCGCCAGGAACGGGGGAUGUACAUUUAUCUCUGAGCCAACUUGUGCCAAUAUCUGGCGUUAUACUAGUUAGCACUCCACAAUUGGCGGCUCUAGAAGUGACAAAAAAGGGUGCCGAUAUGUACACAACUUUAAAGGUUCCGUUGAUUGGACUAGUUGAAAAUAUGAGUCAUGUCAUCUGUGAUAGAUGUGAGAAUCACAUCGAGCUAUCGAAAAACUCAACCCAAAUAUUCGCCGAUAAGCUUAAUAUUGAUGUGCUGGAAAGGAUUCCUAUGGAGAAAGAAGUAAUGCAGUGUGGAGACUUAGGAACACCACUGUGCUUGAAAUAUCCGGAUUCUAAAUUUGCGGAUGCAUAUCGGAUCAUAGGAAGAAAAGUGAUAGAUUUUUUAGACAAUAAAUAAAAAUAAAAGUUA